UUUCAAAAAGAGUGCUGCCCAGAAAGAGCCUCCCACCCUCCUGUCCGACUUCAGCAGGACCCUGAGCCCCAGGUGCCAGCCACAGGACUCUGCUACAGAGGGGGGUUGUGUACAGAUAGUAAGGUUUUACCGCCUAGCUUCGAAAUGGAUAACGUCCUCCCGGUGGACUCAGACCUCUCCGCAAACAUCUCCACUAACACCUCGGAACCCAAUCAGUUCGUGCAACCAGCCUGGCAAAUUGUCCUUUGGGCAGCUGCCUAUACGGUCAUUGUGGUGACCUCUGUGGUGGGCAACGUGGUAGUGAUGUGGAUCAUCUUAGCCCACAAAAGAAUGAGGACAGUGACCAAUUAUUUUCUGGUGAACCUGGCCUUCGCGGAGGCCUCCAUGGCUGCAUUCAAUACAGUGGUGAACUUCACCUAUGCUGUCCACAACGAAUGGUACUACGGCCUGUUCUACUGCAAGUUCCACAACUUCUUCCCCAUCGCUGCUGUCUUCGCCAGUAUCUACUCCAUGACGGCUGUGGCCUUUGAUAGGUACAUGGCCAUCAUCCAUCCCCUCCAGCCCCGGCUGUCCGCCACGGCCACCAAAGUGGUCAUCUGUGUCAUCUGGGUCCUGGCUCUCCUGCUGGCCUUCCCCCAGGGCUACUACUCAACCACAGAGACCAUGCCCAGCAGAGUCGUAUGCAUGAUCGAAUGGCCAGAGCAUCCCAACAAGAUUUAUGAGAAAGUGUACCACAUCUGCGUAACUGUGCUGAUCUACUUCCUCCCCCUGCUGGUGAUUGGCUAUGCAUACACCGUAGUGGGAAUCACACUAUGGGCCAGUGAGAUCCCCGGGGACUCCUCUGACCGCUACCACGAGCAAGUCUCUGCCAAGCGCAAGGUGGUCAAAAUGAUGAUCGUCGUGGUGUGCACCUUCGCCAUCUGCUGGCUGCCCUUCCACAUCUUCUUCCUCCUGCCCUACAUCAACCCGGAUCUCUACCUGAAGAAGUUUAUCCAGCAGGUCUACCUGGCCAUCAUGUGGUUGGCCAUGAGCUCCACUAUGUACAACCCCAUCAUCUACUGCUGCCUCAAUGACAGGUUCCGUCUGGGCUUCAAGCAUGCCUUCCGGUGCUGCCCCUUCAUCAGUGCCGGCGACUAUGAGGGGCUGGAAAUGAAAUCCACCCGCUAUCUCCAGACCCAGGGCAGUGUUUACAAAGUCAGCCGCCUGGAGACCACCAUCUCCACAGUGGUGGGGGCCCAUGAGGAGGAGCCAGAGGAUGGCCCCAAGGCCACACCUUCAUCCCUGGACCUGACCUCCAACUGCUCUUCACGAAGCGACUCCAAAACCAUGACAGAGAGCUUCAGCUUCUCCUCCAAUGUGGUCUCCUAGGUCACAGGGCCUUUGGCAGGUGCAGCCCCCACUGCCUUUGUCCUGCCUCCCUUCAUGCAU
This is a messenger RNA of Macaca mulatta (Rhesus monkey), 1428 nucleotides long. It is a transcript of the gene TACR1, whose product is annotated as tachykinin receptor 1. The record is from RefSeq and is marked provisional. Gene Ontology annotation, biological process: positive regulation of flagellated sperm motility; G protein-coupled receptor signaling pathway. Gene Ontology annotation, cellular component: plasma membrane; sperm midpiece. Gene Ontology annotation, molecular function: substance P receptor activity. Lineage: Eukaryota; Metazoa; Chordata; Mammalia; Primates; Cercopithecidae.